Molecule: messenger RNA, 531 nt
Organism: Homalodisca vitripennis (glassy-winged sharpshooter)
Lineage: Eukaryota; Metazoa; Arthropoda; Insecta; Hemiptera; Cicadellidae
Product: polyketide synthase HetM-like
Exons: 4
Coding region: 56-415 (119 amino acids)
Source: RefSeq, a predicted model, not a curated record
AACGGUAUACUGCUUGGUUAGAGAAAGUCCACACAGAUCACCCUUAGAGAGAAUAAUGCAGGCCAGAGAACAAUUUGGAUUAAGAAAGUUUGUAGCAACUGAACGAGUAAUUCCUCUGAAAGGAGACGUAUCCUUGACCCUUCUGGGUCUUACCAAAGAUGUGUACAACUCUCUCUGUCUGGAUGUAGAUGUGGUGAUCCAUGCUGCAGCUCAAGUCAACUUAAUUCUGCCUUUCAAUGCUUUGUACAAUACCAAUGUCCUUGGCACUCGUAAUGUUUUACUUUUUUCUGCUAAAUCUAAAAUCAAGCCUGUCCACUACAUAAGCACAAAUGCAGUGUUUCCUAGUGGCUUGCGGGAUGUCAAGGAAAAUGUAGACAUGAAUCAAUUCUGCAAUCAGUUAGGAGAGUGGUUAUAGUCAAACAAAAUGGUUGGCAGAACAACAGGUACUGGCUGCCAUCGAGAAGGGAUUGCCAGUUGCUAUAUACAGAUGUGGUAAUGUUGGAGGAUCCCGCCUUGUUGGAGGUUGGAAAC